Mytilus trossulus (common blue mussel) is the source of this 1110-nucleotide messenger RNA. RefSeq names its product forkhead box protein I1-like. Gene Ontology annotation, molecular function: RNA polymerase II cis-regulatory region sequence-specific DNA binding; DNA-binding transcription factor activity, RNA polymerase II-specific. NCBI's taxonomy places the organism in Eukaryota, Metazoa, Mollusca, Bivalvia, Mytilida, Mytilidae. The transcript is spliced from 2 exons. Gene Ontology annotation, biological process: anatomical structure morphogenesis; regulation of transcription by RNA polymerase II; cell differentiation. The record is from RefSeq and is a predicted model, not a curated record. The coding region runs from base 1 to 846 and encodes 281 amino acids.
AUGAUCAAUUCACAGAUCACUAUCGAUUAUACUGUAGCGGGUAUUGAAGCAGUAGAAGGAGAAUCUGUUUCGAGCGAUGAUGAUAGAGUCGAAACACCUUCUAAAUGGACAAAUGAACGUAAAAGUAUUUGCAUUAACGGCGAAUCUAUUGCAAAGAAACGAUUAUGUUCUAAUGAUUCAAAAAAGAAGCCACCACACUCUUAUAUCGCUAUGAUUUCCAUGGCAAUAUUGAGUAAACCGGACAAGAAAAUCUUACUCAACGAUAUAUAUCAAUAUAUAAUGGAACAUUUUCCGUUCUACAAUAACGAAGAAAAGGCAUGGAAAAACAGCAUACGGCAUAAUCUUUCACUGAACGAGUGCUUCUGGAAACAUAGCAGGUCUAAUAGCGGAAAGGGCAACUAUUGGUCUAUCCAUCCAUCAUGCAUCGAAGAGUUUGCAAAAGGAGAUUUCAGGCGUCGAAAAGCACGGCGGAGAGCACGGACGAAUUCUGUAAAAUCUGUCAAUGGUUUUUCUUAUGAAAAUGACUUCCGAUACAAUUUUGGAUAUGUACCUAUGACAUCCUCGUUAAUUGGGUUCAACUCAAUGAACGGAACACCGAUGCAUCCAACCCUUCACAGUCCCUUCAACAUUUUUCAGUCUCCAGUAUCUGAAUUCGGAACGAAUGCAAACCCUUGUACUGCCAUCAUUCAGUCUCUUGGAACCAACUCACUAUUUCAAGUUACACCAUCAACGCCAUUCGUACGAUCUUUAAAUGCACAAUCUGCGCUUAAUAUGAAGUCAUCGUUCAGCUCAAAUACGAAUCCAGUAUUUUUCCCAUCCUGUCAAAUACAAAGAGGGUUUUUCUGAUUGGUGAAAAAGAACAUAUCCCUCAUUUCCCAUGGUGUGGGUUUAAUUUACUUCCUUUACAGAAGGAAAAACUUCAGUAUAGUGAUAUCAGAGGUUAGUGAAGAUGCCGAACAGUUUUGUUUACGCGUACAGGUCAGAGAUACACAAUUGUUUUAAGCAAAUAAAUGCAAAUAGUUUUGAUAAAGCUACACUAUAGAUUGUCUCAAUUGUAAUUCAAAGAUUGGACUAACAUGACAUAUUUAUGUAUAGGGUAAUUGCAUUUUG